AAAGUGAAAAAUGCAUUAAUGGAACUGCUAUUUACAGAACAAACAGUAACAAAGAAGAAUUUAGAGAAUUAACAUACAAAGAUUUUGUGACCCAAAAAUCCUUAAUUACAGAGUUAGAAAAAAAUUCCAUAGCAUUAAUGGUUGGAAGAUAUGUAUUUGAAGACACCGAAUAUCUUACUUUAAUACAAACUGUGCCAAUUUCCACCUUCAACAAUGGGAUUGAAAUCACUCUAGAUGAUCUACCUUAUUUGUCUUCAUUAUUACUAUUUUCUGCUCCUGUCAUUCCUAAUUCCACUUUUCCAAUAACGAAUUUGAUUGGUGCAAAAAAAAUGCUACAUAUCAUAGCUACAGACAUCGAAUGGAACUAUGUCAGUAAUGAACAAACCUCUAAUAAUUUGAAUAAAGCAAAAGCAAAAGCUCAAGGCGACAUUAACAACCAUCUUGAAGGCAUUGAAGAAAAGUAUGCCAAAUUAAAUUCUUUUCCUUCAAGAAAAAGACAACAUGCAAAUUUCCUGCCUGCUUCUCUCUCAAAAACACAAAAAACUGAACUUCAAAACAAUAAUUCAAAACCCCAAAAUGAUAAAUCUCCAACUGAUAAUUUUUUACAUGCCAUAAACCAAAUUAAAAAUACUGGAACCACAUUUCAAAAUAAUAAUAUCAAUAAUAACCAUUCAACUACCUCUAAAUAG
Dentiscutata heterogama is the source of this 689-nucleotide messenger RNA. The record is from the annotation of a GenBank genome assembly. NCBI's taxonomy places the organism in Eukaryota, Fungi, Glomeromycota, Glomeromycetes, Diversisporales, Gigasporaceae.